Uranotaenia lowii is the source of this 712-nucleotide messenger RNA. Its product is annotated as general odorant-binding protein 67-like. The transcript has 3 exons. Bases 53 to 667 code for a protein of 204 amino acids. Lineage: Eukaryota; Metazoa; Arthropoda; Insecta; Diptera; Culicidae. The record is from RefSeq and is a predicted model, not a curated record.
AUCGGUUUCAUUAGCCUGGUGAAAGUAAUGAGCUGAUAUUCACAACGGAAAAAUGGUUCCGAAAGUUGUUGCCUUGUGUAGUUUUUUCGUACUCGUUGUGAGCGAAAAAUACUUCGAUUACGAUGAAUCGGUUGCUGCCGGAGACGAAUGCCAGACCCACGAUGAGUUCCCAGAUCCUAAGGAGUGCUGCGCAAGACCCGAAUGGAUCGAUCAGUUUAUUCAUCGUCCCUGCAAAUUCAUCACCACCGAUGAGAAAAGCUAUCAGAGCGAUCGAGGAACUUGUACAGCCAAAUGUGGACAAUAUCGAACGGAAAUAACGCUGUUCAACUACCAGGUGCAGGCGAUACAUGUUGCGGAACCGGUGAAUCUGGCAGAUCAUCAUGAACCACACUGGGUCAAAGUGGUCCAUCACGCGCUGGUCCAUUGCAAGCAACGGCUGUCGGCCAUGAUUGGGCGUCAAGUUGAGGAGGCAAACGAGAUGCAGCACUGCGAAAAGUCCAACAAAAUUUUCCAAGAGUGUUUGGGAGCACAAAUUUUUAAGACCUGUCCAACGCAACAUUGGACUACCAACGACGGAUGUGAAGGAGCUAAGGCACAUUUGGUUAAAGGAUGCACUUAUGAUACCAUUGGAGGGACAGUAACAAUAGAAGCAGCUGAAGAGGAGUAAAAGAAGUUUACAUUGCAAAAAAAUUAAUAAAUACCUUUGAAUGCA